AUGAAUUGCUCACGGGUCCUAAUCAGGCCCGUCGCCACGCGCCACCUGAUAGUAUCCACAUCUCGACGCUGCAUCUGCUCCAGCUCGGGUCGCCUGGCCGAUGCCGGGGACAAGCAAAGAUACCACAGCAACGUCGAUGAAUACCGCAAGUACCAAAUUGAGCGUGCGGACAACCCACAUAUGACCAACACGAAUUCUACAAUUCACAACGAGAUGCCCUCACUGGGCAAGGACGCUUCUCCGCCAGAGAUGAUCAGCGCCACCGAUGCCGACUUUGUUCCCAAAGACAUAAUACCAGAAAACACGGAGAAGAUGACGGGAGGAACUCAGCCAGGAGAUCCCAACAAAGUAAGCCAGUCAGAUUAUGCUGUUGGUGAAAUGGAGGGCAUCUCUUUCAGAGUCGAGCCUCUACGCCGUACAGGAGAAGACCUCCCUACCAUGAGAGCCAGAUUACUAUACCAAAGCAGGAAGCGAGGGACAUUAGAGUCUGACCUCCUACUCUCCACUUUCGCGGCAGAAAACUUGUCCUCCAUGAGCCGAUCCCAACUUGAGCAGUACGACCUCUUCCUGGAUGAGAACGACUGGGAUAUUUACUACUGGGCAACUCAAUCCGAAGCAAACACGCCUACGUCGCUAGAGUAUGCAGAAGGCGCAACGUCGGAGACAAAGGACCAAACAACCGAAUAUUCCUCACCUGCAACGCCAGGACAGGCUCAAGAAACAGAUGCGUGGAGGCAAGGGGCUCCGCGAAGUGGAGAGUGGGCUCAGACUGUUGGUGCGUUCAAGCCGGCAUACAGGCCAGUCCCUCAACGAUGGAAAGACAGCGAGGUUCUCAGCUUGUUGCGGAGACAUGUCAAGGCACGCAGUGCUGGUGGAGUUCUUGAAAAUGUCGAGGAAGCCGCCAAUACUAAGCCCAGUGGAAGUGGCCUUGGGAGGAUGCCUGAGGUUCAGACGUUCAAUUGA
Cladophialophora yegresii CBS 114405 is the source of this 963-nucleotide messenger RNA. RefSeq lists its product as uncharacterized. Gene Ontology annotation, biological process: protein-FAD linkage; tricarboxylic acid cycle; mitochondrial electron transport, succinate to ubiquinone. Lineage: Eukaryota; Fungi; Ascomycota; Eurotiomycetes; Chaetothyriales; Herpotrichiellaceae. The transcript has 2 exons. Gene Ontology annotation, cellular component: mitochondrion. Bases 1 to 963 code for a protein of 320 amino acids. The record is from RefSeq and is a predicted model, not a curated record.